Messenger RNA from Cyprinus carpio (common carp), 2983 nucleotides. RefSeq names its product serine/threonine-protein kinase PAK 6-like. Gene Ontology annotation, biological process: protein phosphorylation; intracellular signal transduction; regulation of MAPK cascade. The record is from RefSeq and is a predicted model, not a curated record. Gene Ontology annotation, cellular component: cytoplasm. Gene Ontology annotation, molecular function: protein serine/threonine kinase activity; ATP binding. NCBI's taxonomy places the organism in Eukaryota, Metazoa, Chordata, Actinopteri, Cypriniformes, Cyprinidae.
UCAAUUAAGAGGAGGAACGUUUAAGGGUCUGCUGAAAGAUGAGCUGAAUGAGCUGAAGUGAGGGAACUCAAACACAAUCCACAGGCUGUCAGGAUGUUCCAGAGGAAGAAGAAGAAGAAGAGGAGGCUGGAGAUCUCCUCACCUAGGAACUUCGAGCACAGGGUGCACACGUCCUUCGACCCGGUGCAGGGCUGCUUCGUGGGUCUGCCGCCUCAAUGGCAGAGCAUUAUAGAAACACUCCGGAGACCCAAACCUGUGGUGGACCCCUCCAGCAUCACGCAGGUGCAGCUCAAGCCCCAGAGGAGCAUUGUUCGCGGCAGUUUCAUCGGACAUGAGGACUACAUUUCUGCGGCGAUCGCUCAGAUGAGUCGACUCUCCGUUUCAAGCUCGAACUCGUUGAGGAAAACCAGCCCGUCUUUAAGGAAAAGAGCCCAGUCUCUGGGCCGUCUGGGUGAGGUCGCUGAAGGAGAGACUUACGAAUAUAAGGAGCUCAAUGAGGCUGAUCAGAGAAACGGCCAGCCGGUCUCAGACUCGAGAUCCAGACAGGUGCAGAGCGAGUGUGGAAGCCCACGGCCCGAAUCCAGGAACAGCUCCUCCAUCAUCUCCAGUGAUUCACGGCCGAGAGCCAAGUCCAUGUUCAUGGGACAGCCGGUGCUGAUGCCCCGGGACAUUCUACUCGUGCCUAGGACCGGCCGUGAAGGGCCCGGUGUUGAUAAAACAGACGCUAAACCCAACCAGAGGCCCGUCUCGUGUCUCUACAGCGCCUACAGUGAAAAUGAUGGAGCGAGACUGACCUCAGAUCAGCUCAAGAGGGAAACACAGAGGAGGCCUCAGUCCACCUACAACUUCAAGGUGAAUUCACCGAAUUUCCCAGCCAUUUCCAAAUCCAAUGGCACUAGCAGUCCAAAACCUGGCCUUGGAAUGAUAACCAGCCACCAGAGCGCACGCCGUUCCUCCAAUGAUCUCAUUUCUCCCGUCAAACCCCCCGGGACUCCAGCCUCAGUCCCUCUGAUGCAGGACAGACCCGCUCCGACCGGAUCGCCCGAGAGUCCCAGCGGAGCCCCGUCGCCCUGCUUGAGACCGGCACAGACGCCCGCCAGCAUCCUGGAGACGCCCAAAGUCACGCACCAGCAGUUCAGAACCGCGCUGCAGAUGGUGGUGGACACCGGCGACCCUCGCUCAUCUCUGGAGAACUUCGUGAAGAUCGGCGAGGGCUCCACGGGUGUGGUGUGCAUCGCCCGGGAGAAGCACAGCGGGCGGCAGGUCGCGGUCAAGAUGAUGGACCUCAGGAAGCAGCAGAGGAGAGAACUGCUCUUCAAUGAGGUGGUUAUCAUGCGAGACUACAGGCAUAGAAACGUGGUGGAGAUGUACAAGAGUGCUUUGGUGGGUGAAGAGCUCUGGGUCAUCAUGGAGUACCUGCAGGGCGGCGCUCUGACCAACAUCGUCUCAGAAACCAGGCUAACAGAGGAACAGAUUGCUACAGUGUGUGAAGCCGUUCUUCAGGCUCUCUGUUAUCUUCACGCUCAGGGCGUCAUUCACAGAGACAUCAAGAGUGACUCUAUCUUACUCUCGCUGGACGGCCGGGUCAAGCUCUCCGACUUUGGAUUCUGUGCUCAGAUCAGCAAAGACAUCCCGAAGAGGAAGUCGUUAGUCGGGACUCCGUAUUGGAUGGCGCCGGAAGUGGUUUCAAAGAAACUGUACGGCACUGAGGUGGACAUGUGGUCUCUGGGGAUCAUGGUGUUGGAGAUGAUCGAUGGAGAACCUCCGUAUUUCAGCGAGACGCCGAUCGCAGCGAUGAAGAGACUGCGGGACGAGCCGGCGCCGACCGCCAGAAACAUCAGCAAGAUCUCUCCCGUCCUGAGGGACUUUCUGGACUCGAUGUUGACGCGUGAUCCGCUGGAGCGAGCGAGCGCCAGAGAUCUGCUCCAGCAUCCCUUCAUGCUGCAGGCCACUUCUCCUCGCUGUCUGGUGCCUCUGGUGGAGCAGUACCGCAAACGCAUGUCCCGCUGCUGACCACCGAGUCUCACACUGUGAAUGUUCCUGAUCUACUGAAACACCGAGCUGGACUGCUGACCUGCCCUCUAGAGACUCGCAUGAGGAGGACAGCAACAAGUCACCCCAAACCCAUCAUUCUGUCGACAUUUAUUCAGCUUAUUCCAAUGCAUUUGCACAGAACCUUUGACAUUAUGUGCUGUGUGUAAUAUAGACUGAGCUGCUGGGUUUAUUGAAUCCAUCUGAUGAUCGUUCACAAUGUAUGGAAGCCUGUUUCUGCUGUAGGACAAUGAAUUGAAAGGUAAUCGCGAGCUUAUUACUCGCAAUUCUGAGAAAAAAUAAUAAUUGUGAAAUGUUGACUUAUAAUUGCAAGACAAAAUUUUGAGAAGAAAAGUCAGAGUUGUGAGAUAUAAACUCUGAAUUGAAAGAUUUAAAAAAAAAAAAAAAUUGAGAUAUAAAGUCAGAAUUGGAGGAGAAAAGGUCAGAACUGUGAGAAGUCAAAACUGCAAAAAAAAAAAAAAAAAAAAAAAAAUCAGAUUUUUAAGGAAAAAAAUGUAAUUGUGAGACAUAAAGUCAGAAUUCUGAAUGAAAAAAAUAGGAAUUGCAGGAAAAAAUUUGGAAUUGUGAAAUGAAAAAUUAGAAUUGUAGGAGAAAAAGUCAGAAUUGUGAGCUAUAAAGUCAGAAAUAGGAGAAAAAAUAUUUAUAUUAUGAGAAAAAAGUCAGAAUUGCAAGAAAAAAAAUAGAAUUAUGAGAUAUAACGUUAGAAUUGCAACAACAACAAAAAAGGAGUGAGGAAAAAAAAUUUAGAAUUGCAAAAUAAAAAAUAUUGAAUUCCAAGAUAUAGUCAGUAUUGCGAAAAAAAGUGAAUUGUGAAAUAUAAAGUCAGUAUUGUGAGAAAAAAUUUGAUUUGUGAGAUAUAAACUCAGAAUUGCGAGAAAAAUUUGAAUUGCGAAACAAUAAGAAUUGUGAGACAUGAAUUCUACACUCUUAA